AAGGUCUUAAAUAUCACUAAAUAUUUACCUAACUUUGGCAAAUUGACUGUCAAAAUUUGCUCAUACGACUCAGGACUAGAAGUGCUGCAUAGGGUUAUAUAUUAAGUUUAUGUAUUUCAAGCAGUUUAAUUAAUCUAAAUAUUAUAAUUUAGUUAAUUUAUUUUAUUAACUGAACUGAAACUUGAAUGCUAAUUGAAUCAAUAUUUUAUCUGAGAAUAACUUUUGAUAAAUAACAUUUAUUUUUGCAUCUUAAUAUAAACAUUAAAUAACUAUUUUAUUGCUUGCUACCAACAGAAUAUCAACAGAUAGAAAUCUGCUUCUGUUUGCACAAUUUGAGAAGGAAAUUGCUUCAUUUUUUUUUUUUGUUAAAUAAUGGCUUUGAGAGCUUUUCAAAUACCAGCAUUGCUUCUUGUUUUUCUGAGUUUUAUAUUUUUACUUGCUACUACUACAUCCAGCAAUUGGAGAAUAUCAAGUAUAGUCAAUACUACAAAUUGGAAGUAUGAAGGUCUGUGGAUGAAUUGCGAAGCUACUUCAUUGGGUUUCAUUCAGUGCAAUACAUCGUACUUGCUCUUAAGUUCAGACACUUUUAUUCAAAUAUGUCGAGCUCUGAUGAUUACAUCCCUGGUGUUGGGGCUGUGCGGAACUCUGCUGGCAUUACUCAGUUUGAAAUGCCCUCAGCUUGGUUUCAGUGAUGAAAGAAAAAAAGGAAAGAUUUCCAUGAUGAGUGGAAUGGUAUUUGCUUUGGCAGGUGUCUCAUCAAUGGUUGCUCUUUCGUGGUAUGCAGUAAAUAUUAUAACUGAGGUUUUUGAUCCUUUCUAUGCUGGAACAAAAUAUGAAAUGGGAUAUGCAUUGUAUCUAGGUUGGACUGGUUCCCUUCUUUCCAUAGUUGGGGGAAUCCUGUUGACAUGUUCAUCAUGCAAAUGAAAUCAAAGGUAUUUAAGAGAACAUGGAUAUCGUUAUGCAACUUCAGGAACAGUUAAUGAACCACAAAUUUACAUCAAACAGGCUAAGACAGUCACACAUGUCAAAAUUAUGCUUAACAUUUUAUUUAAAACAUAUUUACAUUUGAUAAACCAAUUCAAAACAAUGCUAUGCAAACUUUUCAAAAGGAGCACUUUGCAAAGUAUGCUAAUGCGUACAACCCAUAUCUCCUUCAAGUGUUAAAGCAUCCAUUGCAUCCUCUGGAAGGCUUGCAACAGCUGAUGAAAAACCUUCCCUGGUUGCCUGUUACUGUGUAUGUGCACAUUCAACACAGAAACAACCAGAAAUAGCUCUUGAAGCAGCUGCAAAGCGUUCCAAAUAAUGUAGUGCUUUAAUAUUUCAUGGAGGGGGGCUUCACUUAUGCUUACAGAGUUUGUGAAGCAUCUUUGUCUAAUGCUUUGGCACAGCCCCAACACAUCUCUUCCUCUGUAACAUUUACCUUAGUGUGCUCUCCCAUUUGCUAGCACCAUGCUAUAGCAAUAGUUGGUGUUGCCAUCAUCUUAUCAUCAGUCAAAAAGUUUAAAUUGUCUUAGCUAUAUUGGUGUUAAUGUUGUGUUUUCUUCCUAUUCUGACACUAAGAACAAACUCAAGAUGUGCAAAAUCUGUUGGGAUUUGUAACCCACACUGAUGAGCUUGGAGGAAGGCUCAGGAAGGGACUUGCAUGUGAGACAGAGAAUCUCACAAAAAGGUUUUCUGCCCACCCAAGAUAGAUGAAUGGCAUUUUAGCUCAAAAGUGGGAAAAGGUCCUUAAGUAGCUUAUCAUUUUAGUCUGAAUAUUAUAAUAAACAUUAUGGUAUAUAAAAAAAUCAUGAAAAUUAUUUAAAUCACAUAAUCAUGUAAAAUGACAUAUCUUUCUUUGCUAAAUGUACUAUGUCACAUUAUUUUGGGACUUUAUAAAGAUAUAAUAAUAUGCAGAAUAAAGCUACUUAAAAUUCUGGAGGAUUGAGAGUAUAUUAAAAACAGUAUCUGGGAAGGAGCUAAUUCUGAUUUCUCAAGUAUUUUUCAAUAAAGAUAGAUGAUAGCUAAGA
This is a messenger RNA of Pantherophis guttatus, 2009 nucleotides long. RefSeq names its product claudin-15-like. Gene Ontology annotation, cellular component: bicellular tight junction; membrane. The record is from RefSeq and is a predicted model, not a curated record. Gene Ontology annotation, molecular function: structural molecule activity. Lineage: Eukaryota; Metazoa; Chordata; Lepidosauria; Squamata; Colubridae.